Molecule: messenger RNA, 852 nt
Organism: Phytophthora nicotianae INRA-310
Lineage: Eukaryota; Oomycota; Peronosporomycetes; Peronosporales; Peronosporaceae
Exons: 1
Coding region: 1-852 (283 amino acids)
Source: RefSeq, a predicted model, not a curated record
AUGACAGUGAAGGUCGUGGAGAGUGCUGUGCACCCGAAAAGCUUGGCUGACGUGCUGUUCCCUACAAUUGUCCGCAGCAGCCCUUCAAUUGAACUCACUGCUCCUUUGUGCGAAUUAGUCCGUAGUAAUCCUAACGCAAUCAGAAAAGUACCAGAACACUUCUCAACUAACUUCCGGGAGCUACAGCAAGCGUAUUCGGAGUUUCUGACGGUGAAUCUUUCAAGUGGAAAUGAUUCGUUUUGCAUCUCUAAUACGCCGAUUCCGUCGGAUUGGAUUGGCGUCUACAGAUUGUGUGGUGAUCCACGCCAGAAGUUCUUCAUGGGACUAGUUCAAUUUGGCGAAGGUCAUACAACUGGGUACCAUAUUGAAGAAUGUGCCGCUGCAACUUACGGGUGUCUUUUGGAGGGAGAAAAGGAGUGGUUUUUCCGGUUAAAAGAUGGAUCAACUAUCUCGUGUAAGCAAAACAAAGGAGAUACCGUAUAUGUGCCUCCUGGCUUUUAUCAUCGCGUGAUUACUUUAUCGAACGGCGCGAUUCUAGUAGGCGAAACCACAAUACUGCCGACAUCCAUCGAUGCUUUCGCGUCCAACAUCUCUCCACUGUACAAUGGCAUUGAUGGGACCAGGCACAAUGUUGAAAAGGAGGCUGACAGGCUAUGUAAAGAAUUCGACAUCGUGUUGAGCAAAACCGAGCUGCACAAGGGCGGUACAUGGUAUGGACCUGCUACUCGUACAAUUCUGGCACGACAUGCACGCAGUUCUGGUGGAUCGAAAUCAAGAGAUAAGGCAGGAAAAAAGCGUAGAAAAGCUGUAUUCACGGCCAAGAAAAAGAAGCGACGUACAGCGGGAGGUUAA